Messenger RNA from Musca vetustissima, 363 nucleotides. RefSeq names its product 10 kDa heat shock protein, mitochondrial. The record is from RefSeq and is a predicted model, not a curated record. The transcript has 3 exons. Gene Ontology annotation, cellular component: mitochondrial matrix. Gene Ontology annotation, molecular function: protein-folding chaperone binding; ATP binding; protein folding chaperone. Lineage: Eukaryota; Metazoa; Arthropoda; Insecta; Diptera; Muscidae. The coding region runs from base 54 to 359 and encodes 101 amino acids.
UUUGAAUUAAACUACCUCAUAAAGUUUAAUUGAAAUAACAACUAAUAAACACAAUGUCUGCCAUCAAGAGAAUUAUCCCCAUGUUGGACCGCGUUUUGGUUAAGCGUGCCGAAACUUUGACCACCACCAAGGGUGGUAUUGUUUUGCCCGAAAAGGCCCAAGGCAAGAUGAUGGAAGGCACAGUUAUUGCUGUUGGUCCUGGUGCCCGUAAUGCUCAAACUGGUGAACACAUCAAACCCGCCGUCAAAGAAGGUGAUCGCAUUUUGUUGCCUGAAUUCGGUGGCACCAAGGUCGAAAUGGAAGACAAAAAGGAAUAUUUGCUUUUCCGUGAAUCUGACAUUUUGGCCAAAUUGGAAUAGAUUU